GAAAAAAGUUGAACUAUCAUCAAACAUAAAAUAAUUUUAAAACAUCAAAAUAUCGUGUUUAUAUUGCUUACUUUCAAGGUAAUCCUCUAAAUACAACAUCUUUGACACUUGAUUAUUCUCGUAACACUAAUUAAGAAAAAUGCAACGAAUGAAAUUAACCAGUUUCUACCUGAAACUUAAUGAAUUGAAGGAAUAUGAUCAGGCAAAGCAGGAGAGACAGCAAGCUAGUCAAAAAGAGGGUGGUUCACACGCAAUGACAGAGAUUCCAGCUGAAAAAUUAAACAUUAGAGCUACCAAAACAAAGCAGGAGAUUCAUACAAGAAUUGGAUUUAAUGCCAACGAAUCAACAUGACUGAGCACUUAAAUACUUUAGUUUUAUACUGAUUUAGAUGGUUUUGAGGAAAUCAGUGGGUUAAUUAAGGCUUACUUUUAAUAAACUGGAUCUUUUUGCAAAAGGUCCGUUCCGUUGAAAACUCAUUUUGUUCGAAAACUGUAAAAUUGUCAUAAUUCACUAAUUUGUAAUAGAAUGUCAUUAAACAUUUAAUCAUUACAU
Chironomus riparius is the source of this 553-nucleotide messenger RNA. Lineage: Eukaryota; Metazoa; Arthropoda; Insecta; Diptera; Chironomidae. The record is from the annotation of a GenBank genome assembly.